Messenger RNA from Brassica napus (rape), 1224 nucleotides. Its product is annotated as ras-related protein RABA2d-like. Gene Ontology annotation, molecular function: GTPase activity; GTP binding. NCBI's taxonomy places the organism in Eukaryota, Viridiplantae, Streptophyta, Magnoliopsida, Brassicales, Brassicaceae. Bases 685 to 1041 code for a protein of 118 amino acids. The record is from RefSeq and is a predicted model, not a curated record. The transcript has 2 exons. Gene Ontology annotation, cellular component: endosome.
UUCCUACGAUACCCCUGAAACAUUCCUCUUACUUUUGUCAGCCCUCUUGUCAUUUUCUUUAAUACGUUGUCGUUCGUUUUGUCGUAUAUUGUAAGAAAGAAAGAGUUAUAAUACGAACCCUAAGAACAAUUAUACCAGUUUUCCUCAAAAUUUCCUCAGUUACAGUAGUUGAAAUUUUUCAUGAUCGGAAGAGUGUUUCCUUCAAGGGAAGUUUCAUCCCUAAGCCGAUCCAAAGAGGGUGAAAACUCUUUUUUCACGAUUCAGUUAAAUAAAAAGGGUAUGAUCACUUCGAUGGAUCCGUUGUCUUUCUAUUAUCGUUGGUUCAUUCAGUGGUUGUUUAAGUGAAGGUUGUUUCUUUUGUGAGACCGAAGAGGAGAAAUGGCGCAUAGAGUAGAACAGGAUUACGAUUAUUUAAUUUGUUCAAGAUCGUGUUGAUAGGUGAUUGAUUCCGGUGUCUGUAAUCUACACCAGAAAUGAAUUUUUUCUUGGAGUCUAAGUCCACUAUUGGUGUUGAAUUCGCCACAAGAACUCUUCAGGUUGAAGGAAAGACUGUAAAGGCUCAGAUAUGAGACACUGCAGGGCAAGAGGGGUACAGAGCCAUCACAAGCGCAUUUCUUGUCUAUGAUAUCACCAAAAGACAGACUUUUGACAAUGCCUUAAGGUGGCUACGCCAACUAAGAGACCAUGCGGAUUCCAACAUUGUGGCUACGCCAACUAAGAGACCAUGCGGAUUCCAACAUUGUGAUGAUGAUGACUGGGAACAAAUCCGAUCUAAACCACCUGAGAUCGGUCGCUGAGGAAGACGGCCAGAAUCUAGCAGAGGCAGAAUGUCUAUCUUUCUUGGAGACGUCUUCUCUUGAAGGUACAAAUGUUAAAAAAGCAUUUCAGACCGUGUUAACAGAGAUUUACCACAUCAUCAGCAAGAAAGCUUUGGCAGCUCAAGAAGCAUCAGCUGCUAACUCUUCGAUUCCAGGGCAACGAACAACGAUAAACGUUGAUGACACAUCUGGAGCUACUAAAAGAGGUUGCUGCUCUACUUAAUUGCCUCUUGAAAACUUUCUACUUCUCUCUCUCUUUUGUUUUCAAAUUUUUUUGGCUGAUGAAAUGUAACAAUGCAAGAGCAUGUAGAAUACUUCUCUUCAACUACUCUUGUCUUACCAUCUUUGGUGGGUUUGUGUUAAAAAAAAAACUAAACAAAAAAAAAAUAACAAAAGCUUGUUAGUA